UUUGGUGUAAAACCUAUCGGCAGGAGAGCAGCAUGACAUUUGACCUUUUUCAACCUAUGCAGAAAAUGUAAAAAAAGAAAAGUCCUAACCAUUUUAACGUAGGCUUUACAGACAUUUUAGUUAGUGUUGGUACACAGAUCCCUAUAGAGGGUGCUAUAAACAUGAGUAUAACUCCUUUUGUCUAUUAGUUGACAGCAGCAGAGAAGUCAACCUGUGAGCAGACCUCAUGAUUGGUUAAUAAGUAAAGCAUGAUCUGGUAGGCUUGGCAUUGACUCAGAACAGUUGUGCUUUCACAUCGCCUAUCUAACUCCACUGCCCUUGUUUUCUGAUUGAGAGUUUUUUUGUUUGCUGUCAUCAUGGGAUCUUUCUGCUCCAGAGGCUAUGUAUUUUUUUAAGCAGCUGCAACAAUGUGGCUGUUUUUGUGGAUACAAUUAUUUCAGAGAAAUGCCUGACUGGGGUUCUUUUUUUUUUCACAAGCAAUCUGAUUAGUUUAGACGGUAAACAGCAACAGCUUUUUCCAGAGUUAAAGAGUAAAACUGCUGAAGAGCUGGAUUACCGCAUCUGGCAAUGGGCGACUUUGAUAAGAUCUGGCGAGAACACUGUGAAGAUGAACAAACACUGAGUGAGUAUGCACUGGCCAUGAAGAAUUUGGCUGACAACCACUGGGCCAAAAACAGCGAGGGAGAGGGACGCAUCGAGUGGUGUCGUAGUGUUUGUCAAGAAUAUUUUUUGAACGGCGGGAUGAAAAGAAUGUUGGAAAAAGACGAGAAAAGCUCCAAGAUUGCCAUGGCAAUAACUGUGGCACCGGCAAAUUCCCUACCACACAGCACUACCCCAAGUUCAGUCUCACAUCUGGGGAAAAUGCGUCUCCUUGACGUAGGAAGCUGCUUCAACCCUUUCCUGAAGUUUGAUGAAUUUCUUACAGUGGGUAUCGACAUUGUUCCUGCGGUUGAGACCGUGUACAAGUGUGACUUCCUCAACUUGCAGCUCCAGCGGCCUGUCCAACUGGCAGAUGAUGCCGUGGAGGCCUUUCUCCGCCAGCUCCACAAUCCCAUCGAUGCCCUGCCUGCGCAGCUGUUCCACGUGGUGGUCUUCUCACUGCUCCUCUCCUACUUCCCUUCACCAUACCAGCGCUGGAUCUGUUGCAAGAAGGCUCAUGAGCUGCUGGAGCUGCACGGCCUGCUGCUCAUCAUCACGCCCGACUCCUCGCAUCAAAACCGUCAUGCACUCAUGAUGCGCAGCUGGCGGGUCGCAGUGGAGUCGUUGGGCUUUAAGCGAUAUAAAUACAUCAAAUAUUCCCACAUGCAUCUCAUCGCCUUCCGGAAGGUGUCUCUUGCCACCACCAGUGACCUGGUGUCUCGCAACUACCCCGAAAUGCUCUACAUCCCUCAGGACUUCCACUCCAUCGAGGAGGAAGACUGCAUCGACGUGCCGGUGCGCUCGGAAUUUGAGGAUGACCAGCUGGCUUGCAGCUUCACUGAGCUGCCCGACACUCCCUAUGAUUCCGAUUCUGGAGAGAGCCAGAGCAGCUCGGUGCCUGGCUUCCAUGAGCUGGAGGACCCUAUCUUGCUUCAGAGCUAGGCUAAAACAACCAGCUCCACCUGUACACAGCACUCCAGCCCAGAACCAUGAUGUACCCUUCAACUGCUGCGCUGCUAAAUUUAAUCUGCUGCAUUCUUCUCUACCUUCACCUCCCUCUCCUAUGAUGCAGUUUGCACAGAAGCUGAAGAGACGUUUACAAAUUACUUCCUUAAAAACACACACAUUUGAAAAUACAGACAGAUAAACAAGAUUGCGCAUUAACAGAGAUGGAUAUAUUUUGAUAAAUAGUUAGCUUUUUUUAAGUGUUGGAAAAUGAACACCCCCUCCCUCCCCCCGCUCCCUUUUUUCCACCCCAAGCUCUUAGAAACAAAACUCAGCUUGUCUACAUUCUGUACUCAGUCUCUAUUUGAAUAAGCUAGUGUGGCAGGCUGAUGGAUAAGUAUAAAUGCCAAACGCAGCAACCCGAGCCGCCUGACAGAGGUUUGAUUGCACUGGAGAGACUGAGAUGGACUGACUGGACUUGAAUCGCUUGCUUCUGUCACAGUCAUGCAGCUAAACUGAAAAUUCUUUGUGCAUUUAGCUUUUUCUAGAAUAGAAAUGAAGUAAAUAGUUUUUUGAAAUCAACAUAAUCUCAACAAUCACAUUGAUGUCGUCUAGUGCAAAGUGUGGCAAUGCCAUUUUUAACUUGGCAUCUUGCGAUUUGUGGAUCUUUUACAAGAAAGCUGUAUUUGUAGCAUUUUAAACAUUUUCAGAACCGUACAGUAGGAGUAUUACUAGGUUUACUAAUGUGAAAUUGUAACUGUGUUUACUCAUCGUGUAACAAGGUACGAGUGUUUCAAAGCAGAUAUUUCAGUCUUAUCGUCCUGACAGAUAAAACUACAAAUCAUCAUCUCAGAUUUUCAAAAUAUUUAGUGUCCUCACACAGAGAGUUCAACAGCGCUAAUAAGUGACGCAUAUCAAAGUAACUAUUAUUCUUUUGACACGCCGACAAAUAUCAUUAAGCACUCUGCCACCAAAAUAUUCAGAUAGUUUUCUGAAGAAAGCAUUUUUGACUGAAGAAAUUUGCACUAAAAGACUCUUGUCUUAUGGAACUUCUGACACAGGUGAGAUACUGUAGAUUUUAGCAAUAGUGAGCAAAGGUCUGAACUUACUGUAUUCUUUAUGAGCAGGUUUUAGCUAAAGACACUACCAGGUGAAACGUUUGUGUAUGUUUCUGCCUGUUCAUGAACAGGUGGCAUGUGUGGAUGUGAUCGACUUUGUCUGUUUGUUUAAUAGUGUGAAUGAAGGAGUGAAUUUACUCAAUGUAUUUUUUGCCUGUGGCACUUUAUCAUUGAUCCCAAAGGGUGUCACACAACGUCAUUAUUUUCCUAUUUGAAAAAACAACUUCUUUUCAUCCAACAGAAUGAGCCCAUAAUGUAAUAACAGUUGGUCUAAUGUGCCUUCUUUACUUAACAUUUACAGCCCAAACAGAUUUUCAUAACUUGAAAUAAUAAUCAAGAUUAUUUGGCCUCAUCGUAUACACAGCAGUAUCUUUGUUGUAUUUAUGGUACAUGUAAAAACUCGACACUGUAUGUUGUUGCCAUUCUUCUAUUUCUUUCUUAUCAGUGCACAUCUCUCUUUGGUUGAAAUAGAAAAUAACGGUGCGAUUUCAUAUUCAAGCUCUGAAAAAGGAUGUUUUCGACUGAUGGGUAUUUUUUUUUGUCUUCCAGUAUUUCUUUUGGCAGAUUUGCAUGUUCAUCUCCAAUAUCGACAUUUUCAAUAAUGCAGAACAAUGUGUUCUCGUAGUACUGUUGUAUUACUCUUUUAUAAAUGAAUGUCAGUGUAAA
Molecule: messenger RNA, 3368 nt
Organism: Cynoglossus semilaevis (tongue sole)
Lineage: Eukaryota; Metazoa; Chordata; Actinopteri; Pleuronectiformes; Cynoglossidae
Gene: samtor
Product: S-adenosylmethionine sensor upstream of mTORC1
Exons: 5
Coding region: 568-1581 (337 amino acids)
Biological process (GO): negative regulation of TORC1 signaling
Source: RefSeq, a predicted model, not a curated record